AUGGGGGGCCCCGCCACUACGCGCGCGUCUUCGGCAAGCGGGUCACCAUACGCAUACAAGAAGAGUACCCGGGGUUCCACAUAUCCCACGGCUUCAACGCCGGCAGCUUCGCCGUUGGGUAAGAGGAAGGCUUCCGCCGUAGGCGCCGCAACUCCCGAGAAGAAGCCGAAGAAAGAUCCGGCAACAGAAAAGCGAUUGCGCCGAUUCCGCUCUAAACCGCCCCAGAACUUUGACGACGUGUACAGCAGAGCCUUAACACAGAGAUUCUAUGUCCUUGAGCGGCGGCGAUGUGGCACGGCGGAAGCUCCAGAGGAGGAGGUCGAGUUAACAGGCUCGACGGGCAACAUUUACACAGUCACGAUUGCCCAACGUCCGUCAUGCAGCUGCCCACAUUUCUUGAAGGGUAACCAGUGCAAGCAUUGGCUCUAUGUCAUGUCACGAGUCCUGCAUGCCAAGUUCGAGUAUACCUACCAACUCGCCCUUUUGACAACCGAACUAAAGGACAUCUUUGAUAAUGCUCCUCCAAUCGAUACCCCGUCCGAUUCCUCCAAAGAUAAAAAUCGGAAACCUGUUGAAGGUGACUGUCCAAUAUGCUUCUGUGAGCUCGAGUCCGAAAGCAAGGAAACCAUAGUCUGGUGUCGCGCCGCUUGCGGACAGAAUAUUCACAAGACAUGUUUCGAGACUUGGGCCGCGACAAAGCGCAAAGGAUAUGGUGCGUCCAAUGUGACGUGUCCGUUUUGCCGGAGCGUCUGGCAAGGGGAUGAUGACAUGAUUAGAAACAUUAAGAAGGGCGGUCGGGUUACGUAUGAAGGCUACGUUAAUGUUGCUGACCAGCUUGGCAUCAGCGCCCAGAGAGACCACAGCACAUACUCUAGAUGGCGGAGAGGUUACUAA
Molecule: messenger RNA, 894 nt
Organism: Colletotrichum truncatum
Lineage: Eukaryota; Fungi; Ascomycota; Sordariomycetes; Glomerellales; Glomerellaceae
Product: ring finger domain containing protein
Molecular function (GO): ubiquitin protein ligase activity; zinc ion binding
Source: RefSeq, a predicted model, not a curated record